AUGAGACCCUCUCCCCGAAGCAGCCACGCGGGAUCCUCACCGGACCGGCGCGAGUACCAAAUCAUCAGCGCCCAGCUGGAGAACAUCCUGAGCGAGGCCUGCGGCGAGCCCCCCUCCGGCGCGGACCGUGCGUUGAUAGAAAAGCGUAUUACUGAGCUGCAGGGCGCCCUUGAGGAGGCGGGGCGCCGCAUUCGCGAGAAGCAGUGCCUUGCGGAAAGGACACGGGAAAGGCGGUUUGCCGACCUUCAGCAGCGUCGCGCGAAAAUCUACGAGGAGCGGACGGAGGAAAUCAUGAAGGAGUUUGAGCGGCGACGAAAAAUUGUUGCCGACCAGAUGGAGGAAAAACGCUUCUACUACAAUCAAAGAAACGAGGUUGUGGGUGGGAGGAUAAAGUCGUACAGGAACUCCUUUCUAACCGCGCAGGCAGCGCUGGUCGAGAAGGCGGAGGCUGCACGCGAGAAGCGGGAUAAGAUGCUCGCUCGCCUAAAAGAAGAGCGGGCGCGCAGCAUCGAGGAGCGCAAGGAAAAGGCGCGGCUGCGAAUGGAGCGAUGCCGCGAGGUUGCGAACCGCCGGAAGCAAAACGAAGAGGCCGUGAGGCGCGAAAAGAGGCUUGCGUUUAUGCGCCACGGGGAAGAGAUCGCACGGCGGCAGAUGGAGGGCGACGGGGUACGGCAAGGCAGGAACCGCACACGCUGCCCUUCGCAGCGUCCUCCCCGCAAAAGAAGCGAGACAGGCGAUAGCGCCAACGGGGCGACUGCACAGACGACGCGGUACAAACCCCACGAGAUGCUUAUGAGGGAGUUGAAGGAAAAGGAGGAGCAGCAUCGGGCGCGGUAUGAGGCAGAGCAGGCCAGCCGAUUAUACGAAAUACAGCUCCGGGCCCACGCACGCCAAAAGCUUAUUGAAAAGCAGUGGGAAAAUUAUUCGGCCCAACUUGAGAGGCGAGUUCAGCGCAACGACGAAAUCAUAAAGAUGGCACAAGAAAAAAAGCGACGCGGUGAGCAGGCGCAGAUGAACCGUGAGGCUAGAGAUCAAGAGGCUGGUGAAGCUGUUACGCGUGAUGUAGAGGAGCACCGUAAGCGAGCAGAGGACCUCGAGCUUCAGCGUCGCCAGGAUGCUCUAACCAAAAACUAUUAUAAAUGGAACGAUCGUGCAGAUCGCGUCAUUCUGCAACUACAGGAAGCCAUUCGAGCUGAUAAUGAAAUGCAGUCUGCGAAGGAUCGAAAGGGAGUUAUUCUACCACAGUUAUCCUCCCUUCGCAGUCUCUGA
Trypanosoma conorhini is the source of this 1269-nucleotide messenger RNA. RefSeq names its product glycoprotein 96-92. The transcript has a single exon. The coding region runs from base 1 to 1269 and encodes 422 amino acids. The record is from RefSeq and is a predicted model, not a curated record. Lineage: Eukaryota; Euglenozoa; Kinetoplastea; Trypanosomatida; Trypanosomatidae.